CCUGAGUUGGCAGCCUUAGUUGCAACCGUUCCAUGCCGCUGAUCGAGAUGGCGUGGUCGACGACCCAUGGCCCGCACGGCCAGACGAGGCAGUGCGACCCGUUCGAGUCGCUUUGAAGAGCCCAAUGUCCAAAUCGAAAGGUGAGGGCGACAUCGAGAGCGGCUCUUCCCAAGCCUCCAGCGUUUUCAACACCGGCGCUGACAGCGCGCAGCUGCCACCGCAGAUCACUGCUCAGCUGGCAGCCCGGGCGGCCGCGCAGACACGGCCCCGGCUGCGGAGGCACGGCACCAGCCGCUCCGGCGCUGGCGGCAAGAGCAGCACCAGGCUUCAGUAUGAGGAGCUGCAGGAUCUCGUACAAGACCUCCCGGUGGAUCAACACAAGCAAGUCAUUGCUUCUCAGUCCUCUUCGGGGUAUUUGGCCGAUUACAUCGAGAGACGCAAGGCCUCUGAGGGCAAGUGGAAGCUGUCGAAUGAGAGGUGGCUCUACUACUACAUCCACAGCAAGCCCAAGACCUUCUUUGGCGAGGCGGCUCGUCAUGCCAAGGGCUUGCUGCUGAGAGAGCAGCUCGAAUGUGACUUGAUGUCGAGCAUUGUCCUUGAGAGGAAGAAGGAGAAAGUCAUGCCAGCCACCGGCCUCAAGGAGUUUGUGGCACAGGCGCAGAACAUCCUCACGAUGAAGCGUACGCUUGGGACCAUUCGAGCUUCAGUUUGGAAUUGGGAGUUGAAUGUGAGGUUGCUGGAAUUCGGCUAUCGAGGUGAUCAGGACUUGGUCUUGACCCGGAUGGCCGACCGGCGCUGGCGCAACGAGAGCUUCUGGAGCAUGUUCCACGACCGGGCGCGGGAUCACCGGCCGGAAGAGAAGGAAGCCUUUGAUGAGUUGCCAGAAGAAGGCCUACAAGCCUACCACACCUUAUCUCGCUUCAACCAGACGGUGCAGCAACAGCUGUGGUCCUCACAGCAUGGAUGUCCGGGAUCCAACACCAAGGCGACAGGACCAGCUCAACGAUUGCCGGUCGAUAUGAGCAGGGAGCACCAGAACGUGUCAGAUCAGCGCCCGAGCACUCUCCGCUGGGUCCCGCCGCCGCGGCCCCAGAGCGCCGUGAGUGGCUCGCGUAGCGCCCUGCGGCGCUGCCAGACCACUCCCAAUCUCAGGGAGCACGUGCGACCCGCGAGCGCUGGCAGCACAGCAAAGCGAGAGAGUCAUUUGGGCUUGGCCGAUGGGAGGUUCUUCCGAAGGACGAUCGGCUCAGCGGCGCAGAGUUUGCCCAUCUUGGAGAAGCCCCGUGUGAUCGCCUCCGAUCGAAAGGACAUGCUCCGCUCGAUCAGCAGCAGGCCAACCAGCGCCGGUUCCAGCCGCGGAAACGUGAAGAGGCCCUCCAGUGCCGGCUCCUGGGCCACUGCCAGCCGCCCGCAGAGCGCCGUGUCGCGCAGGAGGACCAAGGAAUGGAAGAUGCCCGAGACCGAGCCAACACCGAGUUUGUGGAGCCCCGCCGACCCAUGGCCGGCCUCCCCUCAGCGGGGCAAGUCCCGGCACCAAGCACCACCGAGCUGCCAAAAGUACUUGCAGGCUUGCCAGCUGCAUGCAACAGUGCCAGAUACCUUGGACUUCAACACAGGCCUCUCGGACAAGCUCUCGGCACCGCGCCGCUACAUUUGCGACGCCGACCUUCUGGCGGUCGCAGGCAUGCUGCCUGCGAGGGACCAUGUGGAUGCGGUGGACUUGCAGGAGAACAGCAACCUUACGGAUCUGAGCCUCGUGCCGUUGCUGGAGCAGUUUGUCAAGGUGGACCGGCUGGCGGAGGGCCUUCGGAGGUUGAACCUCAAGUAUUGCAAGGGCAUCAACUGGCUGGGUCAAGAGACCCUCUUGCGGCUGAUGAGUAGCGCUAAGAACCUGAGGGAGCUGGACCUCUCAGGGGUGCCGAUUGGCAUGCGUGUGCAGCGGCGCUUGUGUGUCGCUGUGGGGGAUCAUCCCCAUCUCAUGUCGAUCGGCCUCGCUCGUGUGGGCUUGGGUGGCCACAUGCUCACCAAAGACUGCCUCCACAGCUUGCUAGGAAGCCAAAGCAAUCAACGGCUGGAUUUGAGCUGGAAUGUCUUCAACAAGCAGGAGUUUCAAUUGGUGGGCGACUUCAUAGCUGAGAACUUGGUCUUGGAACACCUGCUGCUGGAUCAUUGUGCUGGCUACAUCGCCCGUGAGGAUACACCCAUUUCUCACCUGGUGGAGAAGCUCGCUUUCAAUCAUGCAUUGAGGAGCCUCAGCGUGUGCACCGACCGCAUUGACUCGCGAGCCGCCUUGGUCAUCGAGGACUCGCUCGAAGGUCAUCCGACGCUGAAGCGGCUCUACCUGCGGAACAACCCUUUAGGUAUCAUGGGACUGAGAAGCAUCUUGCGUCUUUUGUGUCGAGAAGAGUCCCACCUCUCACGCUUGGACAUCGAAGGUUGCCACGGCGGGAAGUCCGGGGAUGAGGUGAUUUGCCUCGAGGGUAGUGCUGCACAGGAGUCCAAGGUCUUCUCCUUCACCAACCCGGGUGGGAAGUACGUCCUUGAUUUAUCGAUUCCCUAUGAUCGCAGCUUGUGCAGGAUGCUCUAUGAAACGGCUGAGCGCUUUGAGUUGAAACACUCCAAGGCCUUUGUCAACAUCAACUACUCCAUCCCACCCUACCAACAUCCCAUUCGAGACAGCAUUGGCCAGUACAAGGUGCGCCGUGAGGGCAUCCUGACCUUCACCUUCAACGUGGAGUCGGCCAUUGCCGCCAAGUGGAGCGAGAUUGCGGAUGAUGAUUUCAUUACUUUCCUGAAUGCCCACCUGGAACUCAUGCGCUUCACACCUCAUCGAAUCAAGAUGAGACCCUUGCUUGCCAAUUGGAAAGCCAUCAGUGGCAUGCCCAUGGAACAAGAGACCUUCCUGACAGCUUUGGCAUCCGAUUUCAACAUGAUCCUGCCCUACUUGGAGUACAUGGUCCAGGCCUGCCCUGAAGCUGGCACCCAGACCCUUUUUCGCCUCAUCCCAAGCCUCAAGAGAGAUGGCUCUUCAAUGUAUUUGGCCACUGCUCUUUUCCCCGAGAUGGAGGACUUUCUGGUGACCGUGCGGGAGAUGGAAGCCUACAUGCUCUUCAACCCGCAGAACCCCACUGGCCACUACAAGCUGAAACUCGAGAACAGUACCGAUUUUGCUGUGGCCCAGCAACUCUUGCUGUUGGACCGAUGGGAGUCGGUGGUGAACAAGCGCAAUCGCCGACAGGAUGUGUCCCAGCGAGGGAACCAGUCACAGCUGCGGAACGAGUGCCACAUGGGGCGGUCCUUACACUUAUCGGUGAAGAUGCUCACCGAGUGGGUGAUCCCUGAGUUUGGCGAGUUCGAAUGCGACUACGUCACCAGCAACCACCCCAAGAAGGGUUCCAAACCCUUGAGCGAUGACCUUUGGGAAGAGCUGAUGAUGUGCAUGUACGACUCACCGUGUGAACCGCAAGAUCGGCUGAAAGUCCUGAAGACGAUUUCUCAUCAGAUUUUUUUGAGUUCCCUGCACAUCCGUCAGAUGGUGGGCUUCUUUCGGAACGACUUGGACCGCGAAGAUGCCUUGGUGUUCUUCUGGCCCAGGGUCGUGGACAAGUACAACGCCAAGGUCUUCCGAGUUCGUUUUGAGAAGCAGGAAGAUGUGGUGAGACUGCAGGAGCGGCUUGGCUACGCAUCCUUCUUCCCCUUCAUCCAGCCAGAGAAUGCCAAGUUCCGCUACAACAUGGCUGUUUAUGAGCAGCGCUUGGCGGCCUCCCUCAUUGUAACCCUGGCUCAGCGCGAGAACCCUGGGAACAUCAAGGGAUACAAUGCCUCCGAGAACUUGCCCACCUUUGAGCGGCCCGACGGUACCUUUGACCCUUUGACCAUGGGUGUGCCACGUUCCUGGGCCGAUUUCAAGCAGUGCCCCACAAAGGGCAUCUUCAGCGGAAGCUACAAGUGUGCACCUGAGAAUCGAGACUAUGAGUUUCGGAGACGCCUGGCCGAGACGUAUGGCUACUACGAUUCGAAGAUCAUGGCCAGCACGCGGGAGCAGGACAUUAUGUGGUGGACCGGUCUCAUGGAGCCGCCAGAGGACAUCCUGGAUUUGUUGGAGUUCUUGAUCAGUCGCUUCCAGAAUGUCGAUGAGGCCUUCCGGAAGAUUGUGCGGAUCUCGGACACCAAGUCUGAGCAGAUCACCCUGCGCCGCUGGGCCAAGUCUGCGCCGCUUGCUGGGCCAGGUCGACCUUCAGGGCCUCCAAGGGAGCGACCUUCACUAAGGGAGCGACCUCUCUGGGUGGAAAGCAGAUUCAGCAUGUGUUUGGCAUCAGGCGUCAUGGGGUUGGCAGAUGUCACAUGAGGUUUUUGGGUGGCGACCGGUAGUGAGGGCCGUUAUUGCUGGCUACAAUGUUUAGCAUCCGCCGAACCGGGAUUUGGGCUCCCAUCGGCCGAUGCAGUGUGUAAAUCCACAUUAUUUUGGGGUGUGUGUGUUGUUGUUUGA
This is a messenger RNA of Durusdinium trenchii, 4489 nucleotides long. NCBI's taxonomy places the organism in Eukaryota, Dinophyceae, Suessiales, Symbiodiniaceae. The record is from the annotation of a GenBank genome assembly.